CAUUUGGGCCCCUGGAUCAGAUCCCCGCGGGCUCCGGAGCGGGAAGGCGCCGUCGCCCUCAGCAAUUCCCUCCUGGAAUUCUUCCUGCAAAAUCUCCGCGUCAACGCUGUGAUCCCGUUCUACAACCUGAGCCGGUUGUUGGCGCUGCUGGCUCCGUGUUGUUCCGACGGAAUUCCCAAAAUCCGCUCGGAUUCCUUGGAUUGCGUCCGGGCCUUGCUCCGCAUCCAGCUCUGCUACGAAG
Pseudopodoces humilis (Tibetan ground-tit) is the source of this 241-nucleotide messenger RNA. Lineage: Eukaryota; Metazoa; Chordata; Aves; Passeriformes; Paridae. The record is from RefSeq and is a predicted model, not a curated record.